GAGAAGAAGGUAAGGCUGUUGGGUGGUGGGAGGCUCAUCGCUUUUCUGGCCAGUGACUGGAGAGGGUCCUUAUUUAGAGAAAGGGUCCUGGAAAUGACCAUCAACUACUGCAGCCCUGAGCUGAUUCUCCUCGGCAGUUUUCUCAUACCUGGCAUCACUCAGUGAAAAACUCCAUUCCGUGGCCCUCUUGUGCACCGGAGUGUUUGCUGAACCAAGGCCUGGCCCUCCUUGCAGCCUCCGAGAACUGGCUGGGGGGCAGAAUGGGCGAGACAAGCAUGAGAAAAAGGAGAGAGGAUGAGAAGUCCACCCAGAGCAAGGAGCCCAAGACCACAAGUCUCCAAAAGGAGGUCGGCCUGUUCAGUGGCAUUUGCAUCAUCGUGGGCACCAUCAUCGGCUCUGGGAUCUUCAUCUCCCCCAAGUCUGUGCUCAGCAACACGGCAGCUGUGGGGCCCUGUCUCAUCAUAUGGGCGACCUGCGGGAUUCUCGCAACACUGGGCGCUCUGUGCUUUGCAGAGCUUGGUACGAUGAUCACCAAGUCGGGGGGCGAGUACCCUUACCUGAUGGAGGCCUUCGGCCCCAUUCCUGCCUAUCUCUUUUCCUGGACCAGCCUGUUCGUCAUAAAGCCCACAUCCUUCGCCAUCAUCUGUCUCAGCUUUUCCGAAUACGUUUCUGCACCCUUCUACUCAGGCUGCGAGCCUCCCAAAGUUGUUGUGAAAUGCCUGGCUGCGGCUGCCAUCUUGUUCAUCACCACAGUGAACGCUCUGAGUGUGCGGCUGGGGAGCUACGUCCAGAACGUGUUCACAGCAGCCAAGCUGGUGAUCGUGGCCAUCAUCAUCGUCAGCGGAAUUGUCCUCCUGGCCCAAGGAAAUACAAAGAAUUUUGAAAAUUCUUUUGAAGGCACAAAAGUGUCUGUGGGAGCCAUCAGUCUGGCAUUUUAUAAUGGACUCUGGGCGUACGACGGAUGGAAUCAACUCAAUUACAUCACAGAGGAACUGAGAAACCCUUUCAGAAACCUGCCCUUGGCCAUUGUCAUCGGGAUCCCACUGGUGACAGGGUGCUACAUCCUCAUGAAUGUCUCCUACUUCACCGUGAUGACUGCAACCGAGCUCCUGCAGUCCCAGGCUGUGGCCGUGACGUUUGGUGACCGCGUUCUCUACCCCGCCGCGUGGGUCGUCCCGCUCUUUGUGGCGUUCUCCACCAUCGGCGCCGCCAACGGGACCUGCUUCACGGCGGGCAGACUCGUGUACGUGGCAGGCCGGGAAGGCCACAUGCUGAAAGUGCUCUCAUACAUUAGUGUCAAGCGCCUGACUCCAGCCCCCGCCCUUAUCUUUUAUGGUAUCAUAGCAACUAUUUAUAUCAUCCCUGGUGACAUAAACUCAUUAGUCAAUUACUUCAGUUUUGCCGCAUGGAUGUUUUAUGGCUUGACGAUUCUAGGACUGAUUGUGAUGAGGUUUACAAGGAAAGCAGCAGAAAGACCGAUCAAGGUGCCCAUUUUCAUCCCCAUCUUGGUGACUCUUGUGUCUGUGUUUUUGGUUCUGGCGCCAAUCAUCAGUGAGCCCGCGUGGGAGUACCUCUACUGUGUGUUAUUUAUACUGAGCGGCCUAAUAUUUUACUUCCUUUUUGUCCACUAUAAGUUCGGAUGGGCCCAGAAAAUCUCAACUUGUCUGAACAAAGAAGUACCACCAUUCCUUCAGGGCCUGUCACCAUGCACCUGCAGAUGCUACUGGAAGUGGUCCCGCCAGAGGAAGCCCCGGAGUAGUCGCUCUGUCUCCUGGAACCAAGUCUAAGCUGUGGUGACUUUAGUUUUGUAAGCAGUAUUUGAGGUUAUUUCUUACUGAUGCUUUCUUAAGAAAAAGAAUGUAUUCAGAUGUUUAUAAUACUGUUAUUUUCAGAUAUCCUUAACUCUUUGGGUGGGGGUUCUAGACAGGCACAGGGACGGGUGGCUGCUCACGUUAGCAGGUGCAGGUGCACUCAACAGAUGGCUGCCAGCCAG
Messenger RNA from Manis pentadactyla (Chinese pangolin), 1993 nucleotides. It is a transcript of the gene SLC7A9, whose product is annotated as solute carrier family 7 member 9. The transcript is spliced from 14 exons. The coding region runs from base 261 to 1787 and encodes 508 amino acids. Gene Ontology annotation, cellular component: membrane. The record is from RefSeq and is a predicted model, not a curated record. Gene Ontology annotation, molecular function: L-amino acid transmembrane transporter activity. Lineage: Eukaryota; Metazoa; Chordata; Mammalia; Pholidota; Manidae. Gene Ontology annotation, biological process: amino acid transmembrane transport.